Molecule: messenger RNA, 1794 nt
Organism: Eimeria maxima
Lineage: Eukaryota; Apicomplexa; Conoidasida; Eucoccidiorida; Eimeriidae
Product: chitinase class I, putative
Exons: 4
Coding region: 1-1794 (597 amino acids)
Source: RefSeq, a predicted model, not a curated record
AUGACGUUUUGGGUUCGGCUGGCAGCAGCCGCUGCUGCCACCGCUGCUUCAACUGUAACGGCAUCUGCAUCUGUUGCAGUAACGAGGCCAGUUGCUGUUUCUGCCUUACAGCUCUCAGAGAGAUUAGCAGCUACUGCAGAAGCAGGGGCAAAUGCAGCAGCGGCGGCAGCUGCAACAGAAGAAGCUGACGCUCUGUUUCUCCAAAGCAACUGCCCUGAAUAUCCUAAUCCAGAUUCCGAAUUUGAGCAGGCUGUCCCUGUAGCUGGCCUUGAAGAGGCUUUUCGGCGUCUUCCUCCAGGUGGCUCUUACGGGGGGAUCCCCUUAGGUGGCAGCAGCCCCAAUGGAGAGACAGCAGCAGCGGUGUUGCACAAACACAUUGCAUGCGCUUUGCAGCAGCACGAGGAUUUCAAACCUGUCUUCUCUGGACAAGACACUGCAAAGAGACAGAAGAUGCGCCUUGUGCACCAGGUGUCUCCUAUGGGGCUCGAGGGCCCUUUGGGCUACGGAGACGAGUGCCUUCGGUGGCCGUUGGGUAGGGGACAGCUGUCUCCUCAUGAUGCGCUGCAGCAAUGGGACAGCUCUCUAUCAGGUGCUGAGGUGUCUCCUUUGCUGCAGGCAGCAAUAGACAGCCCUACGGAUGCUGCUGCUCUUGCUGAAGCAGCAAGACCCUUUGGAGGACUAGGCCUCGCCCUCUCGCUGCUUCUAGGGGAGACAGCUUGUUGCGCUGCUGCAGUAGGAGACACAAGGAGGAAACUACAAGGAGACACCUCACGCCUCCGGCUGCAGCCUGUCGCCCCUCAUCAGUACCAACUCCCCCAAGUGUAUGCACGACAGCAACAAGUGCAGCAACAGCAACAGCAACAGCAGCAGCAGCAACAGCAGCAAGGGCGGCAGGGAGCGGUCCCUACCAACUCUUCUGCUGCUGAGAAGCUGGCGCGCUUCGAUGCGAUUAUGUCUGGAAAGACACCGCCUGCUUUGGUGCAGCAGCAAUCAGCAGCAACAGCAGCAGCAGCGGUUGGUGUGUCCUCACAGUGGGGAGCAGCAGCAGCAGCAGGCGCACCUGUCUCCGUUGGUACCCAAGUGCUGCUGCUGCCAAGUUGGGGUACAAAGGAGACAGGAGGAGACACUUUGAUGUCUCCUCUUUCUGCUGCAGCAUUUGAAGGCUGGUUUCUCUCGUUGCUAGCUUUCUUGCUGCCCCCGCCUCCCCUGCCUGCUGCUGCUGCAGCAGGGGAUACGGAUACAGCAGCACAGGAGCAACAAGAAAAUAUUGUGCUGCCUGCUGUCCCCACGCCAGAGACAAAGUUGCCUUUACCAGGAGCAGGGGACUGCAGCGCUGUGUCUCUUCAGGUAGAAGCUGAGGAUACACCUGAAGACCCUGCUGCGGCGGCAGCUGCAGCAGCAGCAGCAGAAUUUAGGCUCUUCUGUCUCUCCCUUGUAAGGGGAUGCCCAGCAAUCAGCGGCUGGGGCGCUGCAGCAGCAGCAGCAAAAGGAGACCCUGCAGAGGACACAGAAGAAGCAAGGAGACAGUUAGCAGCUGACACUUCUGAAUGCAGCUUCCGUUGCUUCCCUAUUGACGAACUACAAAGGCAAUCUGCUGCUCUUGCUGCUGCUCCUGCUGCUGCUCCUGUUGCUCCUGCUCCUGCUGCUCCUGUUGCUCCUGUUGCUGCAGCUCGUGCUGCUGCUCCUCCUCCUACUACUCCUGCUUCUGCUGCUGCUGCUGGUUUCGGAUUGCUUAAAGAACGAAACAGCUACAUCAGCAAAGAAGGAAUAGUUUGCGGAUUUGUUUGUCCCUAA